AUGACAAUGAAAAACCACACUAAUUUGACAGAGUUUAUUCUUCUUGGGUUUUUACAGUUGGGGGACAUCCAUCAUUUACUCUUUGGUGGAUUCUUCAUCAUCUAUCUAUUCACUGUGCUAUGGAAUACCUUAAUCAUCAUCAUGACAUUAACAGAUCAGAGGCUCAAAACACCCAUGUAUUUCUUCCUUGGUAACCUCUCUUUUCUUGACAUCUGCUACACUACCACCACGAUCCCCCAGAUGUUGGCUCAUCUACUCACAGACAGAAGCAGCAUCUCAUACAUGGGCUGUGUGUUUCAGUUAUAUUUUUUCUUCUCUUUUGUAUGCAUUGAAUGCCUUCUCUUAGGAGUGAUGGCGUUUGACCGCUAUGUUGCCAUAUGCAACCCUCUGCGCUACACAUUAAUCAUCAGUAAAAGUAUUUGCCUCCAGCUAGCUACAGCAAGCUGGGCUCUUGGUUUCCUUACUUCCAGAGUGCACACAGUCUAUGCAUUCCGGCUACCAUUUUGUGGGAACAACCACAUUGAUGCUUUUUAUGGUGAUAUUCCACCUCUGCUGAAGUUGUCAUGUGGUGACAUCUCCCUGAACCAAAUGUUCUUGGUGUAUAUUGGCCUGCUCAUAGCUUGGACACCAUUUAUCUGCAUUGUUGUAUCAUAUGCUUACAUCUUUUCAACAGUGCUGAAGAUACGUUCCUCAAAAGGGAGACAAAAGGCUUUCUCCACCUGCUCCUCUCAUCUCACUGUGGUCCUUCUGUAUUAUGGCAGCGCCAUCUUCACCUACUUGAGACCUAUUUCCUCUCAUUCAUCACUAAAUGGAAGGCUGAUCCCAUUGCUAUACAGUGUCAUUACCCCACUGUUAAAUCCUAUUGUAUAUUCCAUGCGCAACAAGGAUGUGAAGAAAGCCUGGGAACACAUGAUCGGAAAAUUGUAA
Messenger RNA from Elgaria multicarinata webbii, 927 nucleotides. RefSeq names its product olfactory receptor 5V1-like. Bases 1 to 927 code for a protein of 308 amino acids. Gene Ontology annotation, cellular component: plasma membrane. Gene Ontology annotation, molecular function: olfactory receptor activity; G protein-coupled receptor activity. Gene Ontology annotation, biological process: G protein-coupled receptor signaling pathway; detection of chemical stimulus involved in sensory perception of smell. The record is from RefSeq and is a predicted model, not a curated record. Lineage: Eukaryota; Metazoa; Chordata; Lepidosauria; Squamata; Anguidae. The transcript has a single exon.